Cricetulus griseus (Chinese hamster) is the source of this 685-nucleotide messenger RNA. NCBI's taxonomy places the organism in Eukaryota, Metazoa, Chordata, Mammalia, Rodentia, Cricetidae. The record is from RefSeq and is a predicted model, not a curated record.
GGCAAGCUGAGGCUUCAGGGAGGGCUAGCCAUUGUUCCAUCACUAGAUGCCUCUAUAAGUAGCUCUUAGGAGGCCAUGGACAGCACAGCCCUGGUUUCCACCUUUGAACAGAAGCUUCUGCACUCCAGGAGACCAGGGACAAGCAAGUUGUUUGAUACAGUCUUACUCCUUUAGAAUGGCCUCAGUUGCUCCAUCACGUGAUCCCAGUUUGGAUGCUGAAUGGCAGGAAUGGAAGAUGAAAUUUGGAAAAUCCUACAGCCAGAAUGAAGAAGGACACAGAAGAGCACUGUGGGAGGAAAAGAAGAAAAAAAUUGAGAAGCACAAUUUGGAAUAUGAGCAGGGCAAGACCAGCUACUCUCUGAGCCUGAAUCAAUUUAGUGAUCUUACAGAUGAAGAAUUCAGGGAAAAUUGCUGUGGAUUGGUAGAGAUUCCAGAAGAUUCACCUAAAUCUGAGAAUGUAGAAGAGAACAGCUAAGUGACUCCAGUGAUGGAUUAGUUUCUGCCCAAGAUGUGCGCUGCAUGCUGCUGGGGAGAAUGGACUGCAGGAAAGAAGGACCAGGAGGGGUCCUCGCCAUCGCAUUUGGAGUAAAGUGGUGAAUUCGUUUAAUGUCAUCACUGUGGUGUGGACUACCAGUCAUAAUCUCACUAAUAAAACACUACAAUUUUUUACUGCAGUGUCUUAAAA